Molecule: messenger RNA, 834 nt
Organism: Pseudovirgaria hyperparasitica
Lineage: Eukaryota; Fungi; Ascomycota; Dothideomycetes; Acrospermales; Acrospermaceae
Product: ribose 5-phosphate isomerase
Exons: 2
Coding region: 1-834 (277 amino acids)
Biological process (GO): pentose-phosphate shunt, non-oxidative branch; D-ribose metabolic process
Cellular component (GO): intracellular membrane-bounded organelle
Molecular function (GO): ribose-5-phosphate isomerase activity
Source: RefSeq, a predicted model, not a curated record
AUGGCAGAUACAGUCGAACAGGCCAAACGUAAGGCCGCAGAGCAAGCGGUGAAAGAGCACUUCGACCCUGAAGCAAGAUACGUUGGCAUCGGAAGCGGAACGACCAUACUAUACGUGGUGGACGCGAUCAAAGCAGCAUCCACCAACCAAAAUAUCAAGUUUGUUCCAACUGGCUAUCAAUCAAAGCAAGCUGUUCUCGCCGCUGGACUCACACCAAUUGAUUUCGACUCGUUGCCUACUAAUCAGGUUCUGGACGUGGCAUUCGAUGGAGCAGAUGAGGUCGACGAGGACUUGAACUGUGUCAAAGGAGGUGGAGCCUGUCUGUUUCAAGAAAAGCUGGUAGCGGAGCGAGCUAAAAAGUUUGUGUGUGUCGCUGACUAUAGGAAGGAUCAGUCACGGCUAUUAACAAAGUGGCCUGCGAUCCCGAUUGAGGUCGCUCCCCUCGCAAGGUACACUGUCAUUGCAGCUCUCAAAGCUCUCGGCAGUUCCAAUCCGGUCGUACGGGAUGACUACAUGGCAAAAGCUGGACCGAUUAGGACCGAACAAUACUUCUUCAUCAUCGACGCUCCAUUUCCCACUCUAUUGACUACAGGUGACGCCGCGAAAGACCCAAAUGGAGGAGACGGUACUGAUGGCAAAUGGGAAGUCGGGAAGCUCAGCCGCGCCAUCAAGAAAAUUACUGGCGUACUAGAAGUCGGCUUAUUCUGCGGCAUGGAUGGUGUGGAAGCCACUAGGGCUGGUUUGACCGGCGGACAGAAGCCAGUCGCAGUUUACUUUGGUUUGCAAGAUGGAAGUGUCAAGGUCCGAACGACGAGGAAAGACGAAGCUGCAUAG